UUGCUCCACAUUUCGCACGCUGGCUUCCCUACUAGGCGGAUGGCAUGGGUGAGCCGGCAAGUGGUUGCGUGACUCGCACGGGGUGGUUUUCAGCUCCCGAGGUGACCCCCACUUUGGAGCCUCUGAGCGACGGUGCCUCGCUGCCGGACAACUGGAUGUUCUGGGCGAUGCUGCCGGCGCCGCCACCACCGCCUUCGUCGCUUCCCGCAGGAGGGUCCGAACCUUCCUCAGAGGCGCAGCCCCCCGCGGAGGCCCAGAGCCUCCCCGAGGCGCCUCCCCCCUUUGACGCCCAGAUUCUUCCCGGGGCACAGCCCCCUUUCGACGCCCAGUCCCCCCUUGAUUCUCAGCGUCAACUCAAUGGCCAGCCUUCCUGGAAUUUCCAGGCUUCAACAUCAUGGUACUGGACACAGUCUCCUGGUGUUCUUCCUUGGCAUCGGCAGCCCCAGAACACUCCGGUUAAACAUUCUUAUCUUCCACGAAAACAUGAUGCAAAGGUCAAUGACUUCAACAUGUCUCCCAGGAGAAAACAGAAAAAAAGGAAAAGAAAGGAACCAGUUUUUCACUAUUUUUGUGAUACCUGUGAUCGUGGUUUUAAAAAUCAAGAGAAGUAUGAUAAACACAUGUCCGAACAUAUGAAAUGCCCUGAGGUAGAUUGCUCUUUUAGUGCACAUGAGAAGAUUGUCCAAUUCCACUGGAGAAAUACGCAUGCUCCUGGUAUGAAGAAAAUCAAGUUAGACACUCCAGAGGAGAUUGCAAGAUGGAGGGAAGAAAGAAGAAAAAAUUACCCAACUCUGGCUAAUAUCGAAAGGAAGAAAAAGUUAAAAAUUGAAAAGGAAAAGAGAGGAGCAGUGUUGACAACGACACAGUAUGGCAAGAUGAAGGGGAUGGCCAGACAUUCACAGAUGGCAAAAAUCAGAAGUCCUGGCAAACGUCACAAAUGGAAAAAUGGUCGUGCUGGACAGAGAGCAGCCAUGGGGUCAGGCAAUCCCUUGUGUGGUUCGAAGCCUGAAAGUACACCCGAGGCAAAUUCAGACCCUCUGGGUGUUUUGGUAAACACCGAUUCCGAGUCCGAUAAAGAGGAGAAACCACAAAAUGCUGUCAUACCUAAGGAAGUGACACCAGCCCUGUGCUCCCUAAUGAGCAGCUAUGGCAGCCUCUCGGGGUCGGAGAGUGAGCCAGAAGAAGUUCCCAUCAAGACUGAAGCAGACAUUCUGGCAGAAGACCAGGUUCUUCAUAGCAGUACUCCUAAGAAACCAAGUCAAGAUGUUAAAGCAACUGUUAGAAAUUUCUCAGAAGCCAAGUAUGAGAGCCAAAAGAAAAGUUUUAAAAACACAAAUCCUAAGAGGAAAAAAAAUUAUCGCAAUUAUCAAACAUUAUUUGAACCAAGAACACACCAUCCAUAUCUCCUGGAAAUGCUUUUAGCUCCAGACAUUCGACAUGAAAGAAAUGUGAUUUUGCAGUGUGUUCGGUACAUCAUUAAAAAAGACUUUUUUGGACUUAAUACUACUUCUGCAAAAACUAAAGAUGAAUAGGUGUUUGGUGUUUUAGUACACAUAUCUGAAGCAUGUAAAAUAGCAACAUCUUCAAGUUUGUGGAGGAAAACCUUUUCUUUUUUUUAAACUGGAUUAGUAAUUAAAUUGUAAGCCUCAUGGGCUAUUAUGUAGGAUUUUCAAGUCUUUCCUUUGAUUCUAUACAAAUAAAUACAUAACUGAUUUUUAA
Orcinus orca (killer whale) is the source of this 1719-nucleotide messenger RNA. It is a transcript of the gene NUFIP1, whose product is annotated as nuclear FMR1 interacting protein 1. The record is from RefSeq and is a predicted model, not a curated record. Lineage: Eukaryota; Metazoa; Chordata; Mammalia; Artiodactyla; Delphinidae. The transcript is spliced from 10 exons. Gene Ontology annotation, biological process: box C/D snoRNP assembly. Gene Ontology annotation, cellular component: nucleus. Gene Ontology annotation, molecular function: RNA binding. The coding region runs from base 45 to 1532 and encodes 495 amino acids.